AUGCAGCACUCGACCAUUCCCACCAGCACGAUCCAGCACUCGUACAUGCCCACCUCGCACCCAACCAAGGCAGCCAUUCAGCAGAUCCCUGAUGGUCAGAUCCAGAAGCCAACUGGCAGAGUGUACAAGAGAGGAGAGGGACAAGYCAUUGCCAAUCCGGUAGCGAAGCCAAUGGUUGUUGGUAGAAGAUCGGCCGAGUCUCCCUCUGCGUACCCCGGUGGUGGCCCAACCGCCACGAUCGAUGCUGGUGUUGUGCACGGCACUACGACCUCCCUUCCUGCAGCUACGGCGACAGUGAACAAGUACUUGGGAAUUCCGUUCGCAGCCAGUCCACCAGUCCGAUUCUCACCGCCACAGAAACCUAACAGCUGGAGUACGCCAAUCAACGCCACUGCUUUCAAGCCAGCAUGCAUUCAGCAGUUCAUGUACCCGGAAGUUGCUUAUAACUUCGCAAGAGCUAUAUUCAACAGCCCGACUCCAGCAGAGAGCGAGGACUGCCUUUACCUGAACGUGUACGCUCCAUCGACGCCAGCGUCGUCCGAGGGCAGGAGUGUCCUUUUCUGGAUCUAUGGCGGCGCACUCGAAUUCGGCAAUGCUGGAAACCCCAACUAUGACGGAAGCUUGCUCGCCGCAUACCAAGAUGUGAUUGUGGUGACGGUCAACUACAGGACGAACGUCUUCGGAUUUGCAUCUAGUCCUGAGCUACCGCUUGAUAAACAGAACUUGGGUUUCCUGGACCAACGUAUGGGACUUGACUGGGUGCAACGCAACAUCCGUGCUUUCGGCGGAAACCCCGACAAAGUCACGCUGUUUGGCGAGUCGGCCGGUGGUUUCUCCAUUGAUGCGUUAUUGACUUCGUACGGCAAGCACAGUAGCCCACCUUUCCGCGGCGCCAUUCUGGAAUCUGGACAGAUCUCUUACAGCGCCCGACCUGCACCGAGCAGUGCUCCGGCUUGGCUUCAGCUCAGUAGUGCUUUCGGUUGUCCAGGAAGAUUCGACAGUAACAUUACAUGCCUACGUAAUGCGAGUGCUACCGACAUCCAAAGCUACAUCAACAAGAACAGCUUGAAGUUCAACUUCGCUCGAGAUAACGUCACGGCAGUGAGUGAUCCGGCUCAGCGGAGACUCAAUGGCGAAAUUGCGAAGAUUCCAGUCUUGGUUGGCUCAAACUCGCAGGAAGGCCGCGUCUUCGAGGUUGGCCAGAAUAGUAAGGAAGCGACCCGCACUUUUGUCGAUAGAAUCUCAGGAGGUGUAACUGCAUAUGGCGACCUCAUCGAAGCAGCCUUCCCCCUCGGAUCUCCUGGCAUCAACACCCACUACGAUCAAGUCUCCCAGAUCUUCACCGAAUAUGUGUUCCAAUGUACCGCCGCCAAGUAUACCAAUGACAGCGCCUCGGUGGGCAUUCCAGCUUGGAGAUACUACUUCAAUGCCUCUUUCCCGGACACGCAAGCCUUCCCUAACCUCGGAGUUUUCCACGGUAGUGAGAUCCCUCUCGUGUUCGGUACCUACCCUCGUACCAAUGUGACUGUUCAGGAGUACUCAUUGUCUACCGCGAUGAUGGGAAUCUGGGCCCGCUUUGCAAAGAAUCCGUCUGGCGGACCCGGCUGGCCUCCUGUCUCUGCUGGCGCUGCUAGUACCGUGCUUGUGGGCGCAGAAGAUGUUGGAAUGGGAGGAACAUAUAUUGAUGAAUACGGUAUGAGCGUGGGGGGCUCUUACAACCUCGCCGUGCUCGGCAACAGGCACAAUGAGCUGAGCUCUGGUGUGACGAUCAUCGACCAACAAGAGGUUGACCAUCGGUGCGGGAUAUUCGAGCCAACUUACCAGGCUAUAAUCGCGAUGGACAGGGGUUUCUGA
Ramularia collo-cygni is the source of this 1854-nucleotide messenger RNA. RefSeq names its product related to triacylglycerol lipase V precursor. The transcript is spliced from 3 exons. Gene Ontology annotation, molecular function: cholinesterase activity. NCBI's taxonomy places the organism in Eukaryota, Fungi, Ascomycota, Dothideomycetes, Mycosphaerellales, Mycosphaerellaceae. The record is from RefSeq and is a predicted model, not a curated record. Bases 1 to 1854 code for a protein of 617 amino acids.